Neolamprologus brichardi is the source of this 3404-nucleotide messenger RNA. Lineage: Eukaryota; Metazoa; Chordata; Actinopteri; Cichliformes; Cichlidae. The record is from RefSeq and is a predicted model, not a curated record.
AUGGUUUCAGUGUCUGUGGCGCAGCAGGACGCCGCGCGAAUCCUCGGCCCUCUGAACAGUUUGGAUGUAGAACUGGGACAGAGCGAGCAGAUAGACGCCGUCUGCAGGCCUGUUCCAGAGGAGGUGAAGCCAAAGUUGGUGAAAGGAGCGAAGCGUUACGGCCGCCGCAGUAAACCCGACGCCGCGCUUACCUGUGACUCAGAAGACUCUCCGCCGUCCAGAGCGGAGGCCUCAGACUCGUCACCGACCGGCGUCCGAAAGGCCAAACUGAGACGGGCGACGUCACUGGAAAGCGUGGAGAGCCUGAAGUCUGACGAGGAGGCAGGAAGUCAGAAGGAGACAUCCUUUCAGUGUAAAGGUCAGCACCAGGGGGAGGAGCCAGGAGGACACGCGCUGAUGCUGGUGUGCGAACACCUGGGUCUGCAACACCUGCACACUGAGGAAGUGGACGUGCUGCUCAGGAAGUUGGAUCCCGACCUGGACGGCAGGGUCAGCAUCAGGGAAUUCAAGAAGGUGCUCUGUGGCUCCACCCCCAUCACCUGUUCCACCCCAGUACGACAAGCUGACCUGAGAGCGCCACACAAGGUGAGGCGCACACGCUCAGAGAAGAGUCUGCAGCCGAAGUCAGAGCUGCUGAAAUACUCCACGAAAGAAAAUGAGGUCACUGCUUCACCUGUGUCAAUAACUCCGCCCCUCAGAUCUGAGACUCUGUUCUGCUCCUCCAUGCAGCCUCGGGAGGUGUCAGAGGAGCACUCGGCCCGCUCCGCCUCGCCCUCCCUGCUGAUGGCCACCGUGGGUCAGAAGGUGCUCAGCCGGCUGGACGACGGCUCAGGAUGUACGAUUUGCGUCUCCUGGAGCAGGGAGGAGUCAGAGCAGCAGCUCGCUCAGAUGAAGAUGCAGCACGGUGAAGCUCAGCGCCGCCUCCUGCACCAGCUCCACCAGGAACGCCGGCGGCUGCAGGAGCAGAGAGGAUUCUGGGAGAGGAGGCUCGUGCAGGCGGAGCAGGAGAAACUGUGCAGUGAGGAGCGAGCCCGGGAAGAGAAGAGGAGCACGGAGGAACGGCAAGAGGAAGAGGUCCGGCUCCUGAAAGAGCAAGUCUCCGGUUUGCAGGAUGUCCUGCGGGCGUCCAGCCAAUCAGAGGCCAAUUUGAAGGAGGAGCUGGAGGCGUCUUACAGGCGGAGCGGGGAACUGGAGGCUCGGCUGGAGGAGGCCUGCGCGCAGCUGGAGGAGAGCAUCGCCUUCUUGGAGUCUCAGGAGCUUCUGAACAAACGCCUGGCCUCGGAGAAGAGCUCGGCGGAGGCGGAGCUGCUGCUAGCGAGGAGCAGGGAGGAGGAGCUUCAGGUCCAGGUGUCCCACACGAAGGCUGAGCUGGAGGAGCUGCAGGCUGCGUCCACCUGCCUCCUGCGGGACCGAGAGGAGGCGGCAGGAAGCUGCAACCGGCUCUCCUGCACCGUCGCCCAGCAACAGGCUCAGCUCCGAGCCCGCGAGCACACGGUCUCCUCCCUCAGGGCGGAGCUGGAGAACCUGCAGGAGGCGCUCAGGAGCAAAGCUGAGUCCGUUUCCAGACUCGCAGCCGAACUGGACUCUCUGAAGACGGACCGCGCCCGGCUGAUCCAGGACCUGAAGGAGCAGGCCAUGGCCGUGGACCACCUGCAGCUGCAGCUGGACGGCGUCUCCGAGGAGCUGCACCGGAGGAGGAGCGGCGAGGAGACCCUGCAGGAGGCUCUGGAGCAGGAGCAGAGCCGGACCUCGCUGCUGCGGUCCAGCCUGGCGGAGGAGAAGGAGGAGGUGUGGCGUCUGAGCCAGGAGAACGGGACCUACAUCCGGCUCACCGACCAGCUCUCCACCCAGAUCGUGGAGAUGGAGGAGGAGAUCUCUUCUCUCAGAGACCACCUCCGAGACCUCAGCUCCCAGCUCAACGACACCGCCGACCUCGUCCUGGAGCUCCGCAAGCAGCUCAACGCCAAGACGGGUCAGGUCGAGCCGGCGAGCAGCGAGCAGCUCCUGCAGCUGCAGACCGCUCUGCGGGACUCCGAGAGCCGGCAGAGGACGGCGGAGGAAGACUUGGAGAGGGAGAAGAGGAAGAUGACGAAGCAGCUGCUGGAGCUGGAGGAGCUGGUUCUGGCUCUGGAGGAGCUGGUGGAGCCGGCCGGUGCACGCAGGACUCAGCUGGAGGAGGUCCGAUCAGAGAACGCAGCGCUCCAGGAGAGACUCGGCGCCCUGCAGCAGGAAGUCCGCAAGAUGGAGGACGAGUGGGUGGAGGAGGACAAGGCCAAGCUGCUGAGAGACGCCGAUGAGCGAAAUACAAAGGUGGAGAAGCUGCAGCAGAGCGUGCUGUCUCUGGAGGCGGAGGCGGAGCUCCUUCGCUCUCAGCUUGCCGCCAUCAGUCAGGAGAAACUCAGCCACGCCCAGGAUGUGACGGAGCUACAGAGGAAGUUGCAGGAGGCUCAGAGCAGGGUGGAGGAGUUGGAGGCCGGUGUCAGGAAGCUGAUGAGGGAGAAGGAGGAGCUCCGACAGGCGCUGCAGGAGCAGGAGGAGCAGGCCUCUGUCACUCUGCAGGACGAGACCUGCAAACUGAGAGUCCAGAACCAGGAGCUCCAACACCAGCUCUCGGAGCUGCAGGUGGAAAAUGUGAAGGUCCACAAACUGAGCGAGGAGCAGAAGGAGCUGAAGAGCAGACUGAGUGAGGCGGAGGAGGCCCGGAUCCAGGCCCAGGACCAGGUCUGUGCCCCGGAUCAGGACUGCAGGGCGUCCAAUCAGAUAAAAGAGUUUUAUCAACAGGAACCAGGGCUGCAGCGAGACAACAGCUGCAGGGAGCGGGCGGAGGUGCUGCAGGCGCGGCUGGUGGAGGAGCAGAGGAGGAGUCUGCAGCUGGAGGAGGAGCUGAGGCAGCAGGAGCAGAAGAGCAGCUCUCAGAUCAGCACGAAGCAGGAUCAGUACGAGAAGGCGAUGGCGGCGCUGCAGCAGAGGGCGGAGGACGUGGAAACCAAACUGAAGGCGGUCCGUCUGCUCCUGCAGGAAAAGGUGGAGCAGCUUAAAGAGCAGCUGGCGAGGAACGCCAAGUCAAGCGCACUGCUGAAGGACCUGUACGUGGAGAACUCGCAGCUGAUGAAGGCGCUGCAGGUCACCGAGCAGCGGCAGAAACGCGCCGAGAAGAAGAACUUCCUGCUGGAGGAGAAGGUCGGCGCGCUCAACAAGCUGCUGAGGGACAUCGUCCCUGCAUCGCUCGCCACAUAACCAUGGCAACGCAGAGCAGAAGGCCCCAGCGGGAGGGGGCGGGGCCUCACCUGUGUGAAGCAGGUGGAUGUCUGGAGCACACGCGUUCGGUGUGUCAGUAUUAUCUUUGUUUAUAAUGAAACUUUUUAUUUUUGCGUCAUUGAAAUAAAGUUUUAAUGUCUCUGUGA